UCUCUCUCUCUCUCUCUCUUGCAUUGCUUUGUGCUAAUGAAAGUUAACACCAUUGCUGCUGCAUCUGCAGGGCCAAUAGGCCUUGCUGCAGAAAACCAGACUCACAAACAUCAUCAUUCACAUUCUCAACCCUACAGCCACCAUCACCACCAUGGCAUUUUUCCUUCAAAAUCUGUUCUCAUUAUCAUCAUAUCAACCAUUUCAGUAAUGGUCCUCCUUGCUAUAAUCUUUAUCAUAUUAAUGCUUCGGCGUGUCGUCAAGUCCACCAAAAACAAUGGCAAUAUUUACAAAGAGAGCAGCAUCAUGAACAACACAAGUAGCAGGUUCAUUGCUCAAACCACAGUGGCCUUUAAUUCUAGCCCAGAUGUGAAGGGUGGGUGCCUCCAAGGAGGGAACUCUGGAAGGUCAAUUAGAACACCUAUAGUCACAGCAGCAAGCAGAUACAAAGGAGUUCAAGUGUUCUCAUACAAAGAACUUGAGGAAGCCACUGAUGGAUUUAGUGAAGCAAAUGUGAUAGGGCAUGGUGGGUUUGGAGUUGUGUAUAGGGGGGUCCUCAGAGAUGGGACUGAGGCAGCAAUUAAGAUGCUGCACAGGGAAGGAAGGCAAGGAGAGCGUUCCUUCAGGGUUGAGGUGGAUCUGCUAAGCCGAUUGCACUCUCCAUUCUUGGUGGAGCUGCUUGGUUAUUGUGCUGACCAGCACCAUAGGCUCCUCAUAUUUGAAUGCAUGCCUAAUGGUACUCUGCAACACCAUCUACAUUCCACAAACAAACAUCAGCCGUUGGAUUGGGGCACCCGAUUGAGGAUAGCUCUUGAUUGUGCUAAGGCCCUUGAGUUCCUCCAUGAGCAUGCCAUCCCUUCUGUUAUACACCGGGACUUCAAGUGCACCAAUGUUCUGUUAGAUCAAAACUUUCAUGCCAAGGUAUCUGAUUUUGGAUUGGCCAAGAUGGGUUCUGAUAAAAUCAACGGUCAGAUUUCGACGCGUGUGCUGGGGACCACAGGAUAUCUGGCACCAGAGUAUGCCUCAACAGGAAAGCUUACUACAAAAUCAGACGUAUACAGCUACGGGGUGGUUCUUUUAGAGCUCUUAACAGGGCGUGUGCCGGUAGACACCAAACGGCCUCCCGGAGAGCAUGUCCUUGUCUCAUGGGCUCUUCCAAGGUUAACUAACAGAGAAAAAGUAUUGGAAAUGGUUGACCCAGCUCUACAGGGGCAAUUCUCAAAGAGGGAUCUAAUUCAGAUAGCAGCUAUUGCAGCAAUGUGCGUCCAGCCAGAAGCUGAAUAUCGGCCUCUAAUGACUGAUGUUGUGCCUUCUCUAAUUCCUCUGGUUAAAAACUCCUGCUCUUCUGGUUCGUCUAGAUUUCAGAAUCAUAUGACAAGUCCAAGGUAUUAGCAGCUAUGUGAAAACAGCAACUUGAAGUAAACCGUUCAGAUAUCUGAUCAGCCUUUGGCAAUAAUUCUUCUCACUGAAAACAUGUCAAGUUUUCAUAAAUAAAGUGAAAAGUGAAAAACCAAUGGUCUAUAAUAGAUUGAGUUUCAGUAAAGCUGACUCAUAAAGGUGAAAUUAAUGUUUCAUGUGCUUCAAACUUCACACACCACAUGGGAAAACACCAACAUUAGAAACAGCCAUUUCUUUCGAUUCUUUGUCAGAACCUUAACAAGCAGACGAGAUCAAGCAGCAAAUGCAAAGAUGUUAGAAAGACAGAGGACAUGCAUUGUUAAUUAGCUGUGAUUAUCUCCUGUAUGCAAAGCCUUUGAUUUGAACACCAUUGCUUUUGUUGUAAAUUAAGAAUUGAUAAAGCUGUAACCUUUUUUAGU
Molecule: messenger RNA, 1814 nt
Organism: Prunus mume (Japanese apricot)
Lineage: Eukaryota; Viridiplantae; Streptophyta; Magnoliopsida; Rosales; Rosaceae
Product: Protein kinase superfamily protein
Biological process (GO): protein phosphorylation
Molecular function (GO): ATP binding; protein kinase activity
Source: RefSeq, a predicted model, not a curated record